Molecule: messenger RNA, 2152 nt
Organism: Hibiscus syriacus
Lineage: Eukaryota; Viridiplantae; Streptophyta; Magnoliopsida; Malvales; Malvaceae
Product: pentatricopeptide repeat-containing protein At2g01390-like
Exons: 2
Coding region: 119-1852 (577 amino acids)
Molecular function (GO): protein binding
Source: RefSeq, a predicted model, not a curated record
CCUCGACGCUUUCCAAAUUUAAGUGAAGCCCCUAACCGCUCGUCAACUCCUCCUCAGCCCGUGGAAUUAAAAAGCAGAAGCUUUUCCAUGAAAAAGCUCUCAUCUGUGAUCUCAAUACAUGUUGAGAAUAAAUUAUCUCCAUGGACUUGCUGCAAGUUUCAGAAUUUGGAAUCGUCCCAUCAGAUAUUUCCAUUCCCUUAAUCGAAACAAACACAGAACACCCACCAGGCAUAAAUUUACCGAAACCUCAAUAAAUCCAGUAGAAUCAGUUGAUGCUGAGCCAAAAGUUUACAUGAGAGACACAAUCUCAAGCAUUUACAAAAUCCUCAAGUACUCAACUUGGGACUCGGCUGAAACCCAACUGAAACAAUUACCCGUCAAAUGGGACUCUUUUACAGUCAACCAAGUCCUCAAAACCCACCCACCAAUGGAAAAAGCUUGGCUUUUUUUCAACUGGGUCGAUAAAGUUAGAGGCUUUAAGCACGACCAGUUCACUUACACGACAAUGCUCGACAUUUUUGGAGAAGCUGGGAGGGUUUCGUCAAUGAAGUAUUUGUUUCACCAAAUGCAAGAAAAGGGCUUGAAAAUUGAUGUUGUUACUUAUACUUCGUGCUUGUAUUGGCUUUCAAAGAGUGGAGAUGUUGAUGGGGCAAUGGAAACAUGGGAGGAAAUGAGAGGAAAAAGAUGUUUUCCUACUGUUGUUUCAUAUACAGCUUAUAUGAAAGUUUUGUUUGAUAAUAAGAGAAUCAAGGAAGGUACUGAUGUUUAUAAGGAGAUGCUUCAGUCUGGGAUUUGUCCUAAUUGUCAUACUUAUACAGUGUUGAUGGAGUAUCUUUUUGGGGCUGGCAAGUAUGAAGAAGCCCUCGAAAUUUUUAACAAAAUGCAAGAAGCCGGAGUUAAGCCCGACAAAGCUGCAUGCAAUAUUUUGGUUGAGAAGUGUUGCAAAACAGGGGAGACGUGGCCAAUAAUCAAAAUCCUUUGGUUCAUGAAAGAAAGUUAUAUUGUCCUCCGGUACCCCAUAUUUCUAUUAGCCCUUGAAACGCUCAGAGCUGCUGGUGAGAGUGAUGCCCUACUCAGGCAAGUUCAUCCUCAUAUCUCUGUUGAAAGUAUUUGCAAUAAAAGAGAUGUUGAGUAUAAAGGAAAUGAUUUCAAAGCCCCUUUAAGCUUAGACAGAGAACUAGUUUCGGUUCUUUUGGAAAAGCAAAAUCUUCUUGCCAUUGAUGGUUUACUGACUGAGUUGUUGGAUAAGAAUAUUCAGUUGGACUCAGAAAUGAUGUCUGCUGUCAUACAUGUAAAUUGUAAUCGUUAUAGACCGGAUGGGGCUUUAUUCGCCUUCAAAUAUAGUGUGAAAACAGGCAUAGAACUCGAGAGAACAGCCUAUCUUGCUUUGAUAGGCUGUUUAAUAAGAUCAAACAUGUUUACUGAUAUAGCGGACAUUAUCAAGGAAAUGACUAACGCCGGACAUUCUCUUGGAGUUUAUCUAGCUUCACUCUUAAUCUAUCGGCUUGGAUGUGCUAGAAGGCCAUCUUGUGCUGCAAAGAUCUUCAAUUCACUGCCUGAUGAUCAGAAAUGUGUUGCUACCUAUACUGCUUUGGUUGGCAUCUACUUUGCUGCCGGAACUGCAGAUAAAGGGCUUAAAAUAUACAAAACAAUGCGAAAGAAAGGGAUUCAUCCUUCUCUAGGCACAUACUGUGUUCUAGUAGCCGGUCUCGAGAAACUUGGUAGGGUCUCAAAUGCAGAAACCUUUAGGAAGGAGAAGAAAAUCAUGCAGAAAGAUGUUUAUUUCCGUGAAUCCAUUCCUAUUGAGGAAAAGAUAUGUGACCUCCUAUUUGCUAAGGAUGUAGUGUCUUGACAAACUUUCCAGAUUUCAGCCUCGUAACACAAAUUUAGAGCUAUGGUUUGACGGUACAGCCCUUUUGCCACCAAUAUUUAUCGCAAUUGAAACCCGGAAAUGCAUCCAUUAUUCGAAACCGUAUUUUAUUUGCUGGGUCAUUUUGAAGGAAAGUUGCCAGUUAUGGUAUAUUGAUUAUUUGAUUGGUGAAGGCUUUGGAUCAAUGAUAUCUGGGAAGUGUUUCCAAUGGAGGAUUAUCAACAACCUACAUGGCAAAGAAUGGCUUCAAGUAUUACAUUUUGGAUGAAUAAUGUAUACCUA